AUGCUGCCGCCACCAAUGGAGUUCAAGUCGCAUCCGAUGAGAGAUAUAGACAUCAGCUUUGUGAAUUCCGCUGGAGUCAAUGCCGGACAGGCAGUUGCUGUGAGAAGUGGAGGCUUAAAUCAUGCAUUCUAUAGGUGUAGUCUCAAAGGAUAUCAGGACACUUUGUUUAUGAUUUUCGGCAGCAAAUUUUUCUACAAAUGCAACAUCUUUGGAACCAUAGACUUGAUCUUUGGUGACGCAGCCAUCAUGUUCCAGAAUUGUAACAUAUAUGGGAGAAAUCUAGAGAAUGAAGGAAUGCCCAUUAUUGUUACAGCUGUGUCAAGGGGUAUAGCAAAUAGUGACACCGGAAAAGUGUUUCAGCAUUGCACCAUUACGAAGGCCACGGAUUUUGGACGGUUGAAUUCUUCUUUCAGAGCAUUUCUUGGACGGCCAUGGCGAGAGUAUUCUAGGGUGGUAGUGAUGGAGUCUUUCUUAGGAGAUAUAGUAAAUCGAGCUGGUUGGUUACCGUGGAAUACCAGAUUGGAUCAUUUGAGCUAA
Messenger RNA from Cornus florida, 537 nucleotides. Its product is annotated as probable pectinesterase/pectinesterase inhibitor 39. Gene Ontology annotation, molecular function: pectinesterase activity; pectinesterase inhibitor activity. The transcript has 2 exons. Bases 1 to 537 code for a protein of 178 amino acids. The record is from RefSeq and is a predicted model, not a curated record. Gene Ontology annotation, biological process: cell wall modification. NCBI's taxonomy places the organism in Eukaryota, Viridiplantae, Streptophyta, Magnoliopsida, Cornales, Cornaceae.